Messenger RNA from Salvia splendens (bonfire salvia), 1182 nucleotides. RefSeq lists its product as uncharacterized. NCBI's taxonomy places the organism in Eukaryota, Viridiplantae, Streptophyta, Magnoliopsida, Lamiales, Lamiaceae. The record is from RefSeq and is a predicted model, not a curated record. The transcript has 2 exons. The coding region runs from base 1 to 1182 and encodes 393 amino acids.
AUGGGGGACGUGAACUAUGUGAAUCAAGGGGACAACAACCGGUACUUCAAUAAUCACCGCCCCAACUUUCAAAGUGGAGGAUAUAAUCAGUUCGGGAACAAAUGGCAUCCCAAUCUCUCUUAUGGAAACCCAAAUAAUGCUCUGCAACCACCCCCGGGGUUCACAGUUACUGAUGGAGUGGUUAAUGAUCCGAAGAAGAUGACCACGGAAGACAUACUCAAGUCUUUCAUGCUACAGUCCAACAAGCUCAUGGAGCAGAACAAUCAAAGGAUGGAGAAGGUUGAGACAGAUGUGCAAAGUAUGGCCACUCAUCUGAAGAACAUCGACACACAGAUUAGCCAGAUUUCCCAGACUGUGAGUACUCUUACUCAAUCGGGAAAAUUCCCUUCGAACACCAUCAUAAAUCCCAAAGAAUGCAAAGCUGUGCAUCUAAGGAGUGGCACUGUUUAUGAAGCCCCCUCACUGCCCGCGACCACAUCUGAUACCGUUCUUGAGCCCAAGGCUGCCGUGGCAGAGAAGGAAAAUGAGGCUGAAAAGGAGAAUACUGGCACCACUUCUGGAGUAAAGGUGCCAUUCCCGCGGGUACUGAAUCAGAAGAAGAAGAAGAAGAAGAAGAAAGAUGAGCAUGCUCUGCUGCAAAGGAAACUGCCUGCCAAGCUGAAGGAUCCUGGAAGUUUCACUGUCGACUGCCUCAUUGGGGGCUAUAAGGUGGAGAAUGCUCUCUGUGAUCUAGGCGCGAGCAUUAAUCUAAUGCCACUAUCGGUGUUCAAGCAAAUAAACAGUGGUACUUUGAAGCCCACCUCAGCCACACUACAGAUGGCAGACAGAUCUGUCGUGUAUCUAGAGGGCAUCGUGGAAGACCUACUGAUUAAGGUCGGGGAAUUUAUUUUUCCCAUCGACUUUAUGGUCUUGGACAUGGAAGAAGACAAGGGAGUCCCCCUACUGCUAGGACGUCCCUUCCUUGCCACUGCUGAGGCAAAUAUAAACGUGAAAAAGGGAGAGUUGACAAUCUUCAUGGGAGAAGAAAGUCAAACGUUUUCCCACAAACCGAGAAGCAUGGAUGGAAGAACUGAGGAGUGCAAGGUGGUGCGUCUGAAGCACCAAGAGACAACUGAAGAAGGAGGAUCGAGUGCAGUCAGAAAAGUGAAGCAGAGGACUUUUAUGAGCUUCACAUGGAGAUGA